UAUUUAUCGAAACAGUCGAAAAUUAGUAUUCCAUUUUUGCAUUGAUAAUUUUGCAAAUGCAUACCAUCUUCCAAGGUCCAUUGCUAGUUCGCCGAUUUUGCCAAAUAAUACCCAAAGCACUGCCCAGAAAUUAUAUUCAACGAGAAUUUCCUUUGAAAAACAUUAGAGCCAUGUCAAGCACUUUGUCCAAAAAGCUCGCGUAUCCAGUUGCACGAAAAGAUGCAACUGUUGAGGAGGACUUCCAUGGAACCCCAAUCAAGGAUGUGUAUCGCUGGCUUGAAGAUCCCGAUUCGGCGGAAACCGAGGAGUUUGUCAACGCUCAAAACAAUAUAAGCCGACCAUUCCUUGAGAAUGGAGAAGAGUGGAAGAAACUCAAUACGAAGCUCACCAAGCUGUGGAACUAUCCCAAAUAUGGAUGCCCAAUGCGAUACGGAGACUACUACUAUUAUUUCAUGAACACUGGCCUGCAAAACCAAAGUGUCAUGUAUCAGCAAAAAUCGCUUGGCGACGAAAGUGAAAGCAAAGUAUUUCUGGAUCCGAAUACUUUGUCGGACGACGGAACCAUUGCAUUAACCCAAAAGUCCUUUUCCGAAGAUGGAAAAUAUAUGGCCUACGGACUGAGUGAAAGUGGGUCCGAUUGGAUAAAGAUUCUCAUUCGAGACGCGGAGACUGGUAAGGAUUUAAGCGAAGUCCUCGAAAAGGUCAAGUUCUCCGAAAUUUCUUGGACAAAAGACAAUAAGGGAUUCUUCUAUGGUAGAUACCCCGAUCAAGAUGGCAAAACUGACGGUUCUGAAACAAAACAAAAUGAAAAUCAAAAACUGUACUAUCAUCGUGUGGGAGAAAGUCAAAAUCAGGAUACACUUGUGGUCGAAUUUCCCGAGGAACCUUCAUGGCGCAUCCAAUCUACAGUCUCUGAUUGCGGAAAUUACUUGAUUCUGGCUAUUGUUAAGGAUUGCCGAGACAAUAUUGUUUUCUAUGCAGAUCUUAAACCUGGCGAGGAAAUCAACUCUAAACUAAGUGUUAAAAAAAUUGUGGAGAAAUUCGAGGCGGACUAUGAUUACAUUACCAACGAAGGCUCAAAAGUAUUUUUCCGUACAAAUAAAAAUGCACCAAAUUAUCAAGUUAUUGCCAUAGACUUUGAAAAUCCAGAAGAGAAGAAAUGGGAAACGCUUAUUGCCGAGCACAAGUCUGAUGUUUUGGACUGGGUUAAGUGCGUCGAUGCUGAUAAACUGCUCGUUUGCUAUAUAAGAGAUGUAAAGAGCGUUCUGCAAGUAAAUUCUCUGAAUAAUGGAAAACUACUGCGGGAAUUUGAUUUGGAUAUUGGCACCAUUGUGGGAACCUCUGGAGAAAAAAAAUAUUCCGAAAUAUUUUACAACUUUUCAUCGUUUUUGAACCCCGGCUCCAUUUAUCAAUAUGAUUUCAAAACACCCGACCAGUCGCCUACAUUAUUCCGUGAAAUUAAGCUCAAUUUGGAAGGUUUUCGUCGGGAAGACUACGCUGUUGAACAGAUAUUCUACAACAGCAAGGACGGCACUAAAGUACCUAUGUUUAUUAUUAGAAAGAAACGCGAUGCCAUUGAACCGCGACCAUGUCUGCUUUAUGGAUACGGAGGUUUUAAUAUCAGUAUGCUGCCAUCGUUCGGACUUUCGGGGCUUAUGUUUAUAGAUACCUUUGAUGGUGUGCUCGCCUAUCCAAAUCUGCGAGGUGGUGGAGAAUAUGGCGAGAAAUGGCAUAACGGAGGUCGCCUGCUGAACAAGCAAAACGUAUUCGACGAUUUUCAAGCUGCCGCCGAGUAUUUGAUCAACAAUAAGUAUACGACUAAGGACCGAUUGGCCAUUCAAGGAGGUUCCAAUGGAGGGCUUCUGGUCGGAUCGUGUAUUAACCAACGUCCGGAUUUGUUUGGAGCUGCUGUUGCACAAGUCGGAGUAAUGGAUAUGUUGCGCUUCCAUAAAUUUACCAUUGGACAUGCUUGGUGCUCGGAUUAUGGAAACCCAUCUGAUAAGGAGCAUUUUGAGAACUUGUACAAGUUUUCGCCGCUGCACAAUGUGCACACUCCAAAGGGCACCGAAACGGAGUACCCAUCUACUUUGAUCCUGACAGCAGAUCAUGAUGAUCGCGUGAGCCCCUUGCACUCGCUUAAAUUUGUUGCCGCCCUGCAGGAAGCUGUUCGAGACUCCGAGUUCCAAAACAAUCCGGUUCUGUUGCGUGUUUAUCAAAAGGCGGGCCACGGAGCCGGUAAACCCACCUCGAAGAGAAUCGAGGAAGCCACCGAUAUUCUGACAUUCUUGUCGAAGAGCCUUAAUGUGGACACAGUCAAUGUUUGAGUGGUCAACUAUAAAAAUUUGCAUUUCUCAAGGUCGAGUAAAAACUGCUUUUACAAUGUAUUCAAUAUUUUCACAAUAAAUUCUAUACCUGAAUGAGA
Drosophila ficusphila is the source of this 2422-nucleotide messenger RNA. Its product is annotated as prolyl endopeptidase. Gene Ontology annotation, biological process: proteolysis. The record is from RefSeq and is a predicted model, not a curated record. NCBI's taxonomy places the organism in Eukaryota, Metazoa, Arthropoda, Insecta, Diptera, Drosophilidae. The transcript has 9 exons. Bases 57 to 2324 code for a protein of 755 amino acids. Gene Ontology annotation, cellular component: cytosol. Gene Ontology annotation, molecular function: serine-type endopeptidase activity; oligopeptidase activity.